UAUUUGUAGUGGUCCUCGUGAAUGUUCACUCUGUAUUUCUUGUAUUCAGUUGGGAUGACUGUGAAUUAACAAAGAAGCCUUGAUGCAGAAUAAAAAGGACAUGGCGCGGAAUAGACCACAUAAUAUGAAGAGAGCAUAUGUGCUCUAUCUGGGUCUCAUAAUAUUUCACUUCAAAUCAAUCCAAUCAGCUCCCCUCUCCUCCUACUUGGUAUCUUCAUUUACACCUUCCGAUCCUGACUCCAACCUACCGUUCAACCACAUCGCCAUCAACAACAUCACUGGCGACAUCUAUAUAGGAGCACGAGAGAGGCUCUACCAACUCGACUCUAACCUGGCUCUAAAAGAGACUGUGGACACUGGAAAGUGCUAUUAUCCGAAUAGAGAUUAUAUUAAUGAUAACAAACUAUUAGUGGUGGUGAUAACACCUCAGCAUUAUAAGCUGAUUUCAUGCGGUGGCCGUGGCAGUGAUUGCCAGCAAAAGGACUUGGCUAAUAUAUCCGUUGAUCUGGGAUAUUUACGUAAUACUGAAUAUGUUGUUGCAACAGGAGACCUACCAACUGUGGGAGUCGUGGCUCCUGGUGCCGAUUAUGAAUGGAAUGGAAUGGGUAAUCUAGAUGAAUCAUUUUAUCUAUUUACUGGAAUCAGUGGUAGAGGAGGCCAUACAGAGAUCACUUUCAUAUCAAAGCAUAGUCUUUCAGACCUGCAAUCACAUCAAAAUAUACCUGGCCACGUCAUGCGUAUCCAAAAUGAGAACUAUUUUAAACAUCUUACUUCCUACAAUGAUUACAUUUAUUAUUUCAUAUCAAGAAGUGAGAAAACUUAUCUCGGACGUAUUUGUCGUAGUUCAAGCGACGAAAACUUUGAAUCUUACACGGAAAUAGAGUUGCAGUGUGGACAUAAUGGGUCUCAAAAUGGAAAUGUCAUUCAGUCAGUUUACAUUGGACCAGCAGGAUCCCAGUUAGCUGAAUCGAUGAAUAUCAACACCACGGAUGACUUAUUGUACGCGGUAUUCUCAUCUUCACCUUCGUCUUCUCUUUGUGUGUAUAAGAUGAUCGAUGUCCAGCAGGGCUUUGAAGAUGCUAUCUUAGGUUGCAUUCUAGGAAAGGGCACUGGCACUGAGAAUAGCUUCAUAUCUGGAAGUAAAUGUGAAAAGUAUCCCGCUACGAAUUACACACCACCGGAAUGGUACCCGUGUAGAGCUACAUUUGAAGACGGGUAUGUACUGUACAGUUAUGUCAGUGCAACGAAUCCCCUAUCUGCCUCACCCACCACUACUAUCCCUAAUAAUGUGAUUUCAACCUCAAUUGUGACCACCAUAGAAAGACACCACACAGUGGCAUUCGUAGGAAAUACAGAAGGAAGCCUACAUAAGAUUAACAUAGUGAACACUUCUUUCGGGUACGUGUAUGAAGACAUCUUUCUUGGAGGUGGUUCUGUCUUACAGGAGAUGUUCCUUGAUGAAUUAAAAGAGCAACUUACACUUGCUACAAGCUCAGACCGACACUCGACGCAGAAUCGGGUUGUUACAGUCGAUAUAGUCAACUGUGGACAGUACCAGACCUGCGAGGAGUGCAUUGGUGAGGAUGGUGGAAAUGAUGGAGAUCCUUACUGUGGAUGGUGUACUCUAGAGGCAAGGUGUACCCGAUACAAAGAAUGUCCUUCUCCCGAUGAAUCUACCCGGUGGCUGUCUUACAAUGCCAUCCAAUGUGUAUCCAUCUCAGAUGUCCAGCCUGAUCAUAGACUACCAUAUCAAAUUACACAAGAGAUCACCAUUACUGUACAGCAGCUUCCAACCCUCAAAGACAACCACCAAUACCAGUGUGCCUUCGACUCUUACCUGGUCAAUGCUGUUACAACGUCCGACACAGUAGUUUGUACAAUCCCUCCUGUGGACGAAUUGCCUACAAUCCCUGUAGAAGAUGACCAUAAGAAUUUGACUCUCUCCGUGUUCUCAACGGAGACCACAGUUUACUUCAUAAGCACGGAUUUUAUCCUGUUUGACUGCACCUAUCAUAAAUCUUGUUCAUUUUGUGUCUCAAGUGCAUGGCCAUGUGACUGGUGUGUUUAUGACAACAUGUGUACGCAUAAGAGCAGCUCAUGCCAAGACGGUGAAACAGUGGUGAUUGGAGAAAAUAAUCCCAUAGGUUCUGGAGACAAAGGACAGAUUUACUGUCCUCAGCUCGUUGGUACAUCAGAAACCUUCUUCAUACCAGUGAAUAUUCCUUCAAGUUUCUCACUAGUGACAAGAAAUAUUCCUACAGAUCGAACAAAGAUCCAGUCAUUCGAUUGCAUUCUUCUUAUUGAUGGAGAUGAGACACGAGUAGAAACCACAAUCGUCAAUGAAAGUUAUGUUCUGUGUGGGGCUAAAGAGUACAUGUAUGAUGACGACAUCCUUCAGAACAAUGUAAGCGUCUCCGUUCAAUGGAAUGACCAGCACUAUAUAGAUGACCCUAAUGAUGCAUAUGUGACUCUGUACAAGUGUUCAGCCAACGAUGGAAGCUGCAGCCGGUGUCUAUCUCCGGAAGCAACACCUUCGUUCCUAAACUGCGGUUGGUGUGGGAAUGACUGUAAUGUCAUUGAGAGUGAUGUUUGUCAGAACAAUCGAUUUGUCAAUCAGAAUGAGACCAAUCUUUGUUCAGCACCAGUAAUAACUGACUUUUAUCCCAUAUCAGGUCCAAUUAAUGGCAAUACAAGAUUGGAAAUCAUCGGAACCGACCUAGGAGUGGCAUUUAAUGAUGUACUAAAUGUUACAAUAGGAGACUUGGCGUGUAGCCUAGCUGACAUGGAUUCCUACUAUCAACCAGGGCAGAGUGUAAGUUGCCUAACUGGGUUAUCUCACGCGGUAACAUCAGGACACAUCGCGAUUAAGAUAUGGUCUGGUAGUGAGACUAGGACCGGAAACAGUAUUGAAAAGUUCCACUAUAGGGAUCCCAUGAUCUCAGGGUUUAGCCCUAAUGAGGGACAGGCAGCGGGAGGAACCCGAAUCACAAUUACAGGAAUGUACCUCAACACAGGAAGAAUCAUCGAAGCUAGAUUUGGAGAAGCACAUUGCAAUGAUUUGACCGUUCGUGAUAUGAGAGCGACCUGCAUUACAAGCAGUAUAACAAUUAAUGAAGAGACUUCAUUGAUAUUCAUCAUGUCGUUUGAUGGAGUGGAAAGAAUGUUUAGUGAAUACAGCUUCACUUACAAGUUAAACCCAGUAAUUAUUGAUAUUGACAGAUCCGAAGCAAUUAUGUCAGGAGGUCUUAAUAUUGAAAUAACAGGAGAACGUUUUGAUCUGGUCCAAAUCCCCAGGAUCAUUGUUACGUCACCAACAACUAGCGCAUUUGAGCUUUGCAACGGAACAGACACUCUGCUGAUAUGCCCAUCGCCAAAAUUUCCUGACGAUGUCGCCUCUACCGUAAGGAAAAGAGCACCUGACGUAAUCACGUUUGUCGCAAAUCUGACAUUUGACUUCGAUGGUUACAUAAUCAAUGGCGGCUUGAUAGAAUACUACCCAGACCCAAUUUAUGAAAGCUUCGGUGGACCAAACAGACUCUAUGAAAGCAGUAACGGACGGCUCGAAAUAACAGGAUUUAAUUUAGAUCUGGGAAGUAGAAAGGAUGAUAUUCAGAUUCUACUUGGACCAAGCAGUGUAUGUGAUGUGGAUUACCUUAAAACCGAUGUUGUUGGAUGCCAGCUACCCGAAGAGAGACCCCUCGCAGGUGAUGAGAAUGGAACACGCAGUGAAGGAACCACGAGGAACUUACCAGCAGUGACGGUGCUACACGGAAACCUAAAGUUCUAUCCGGGAUUUGUUUCAGCGUGGCCUACGGAAGGAAACCCGUUGAUAGCUACCGUAAUACCCACUGUUAUUGUAUUGCUCAUCUUCAUCACCAUACCUACAAUUAUUCUAGCCUGUUGGUAUAGGAAGAAACGGCUUGAAGUGAAACGUGCCAAGGAAGAAGUAGCCAUGGUUCGAAUGAACAUCCUGAAAAGAGUUCGCGAAGUCUCUAGUACAAGUUUAGAUAUGACGGAUGCUGAUAACAGAGUUCAGUCUCAAGGAGUUCGUUUUGUGGGGAAUGUCCAGUAUGUGACACUGAUGAUGUUUGCCGGGCUAGGUGUUCACCCAGAAACAUCAGAUCCAGAGUACAUGGAAGACUUUAUGGAGCAUUCAGUUAUCGUACUCUACCGAAUGCUAAAAAAGAAGGAGAAAAUGAUAGAGUUCGUCAGGCAAUUGGAAACGAAGAAAACGGGACAAGGUCGAGAAAGGGAAUUAAUUGCAUCCCUGUUAGCAAUCACGUUCGUCAGUGAAUGGAAUUCAAUUGUCUUUACAGAAACUGAAUCGGUCACCGAGAAACUGAUCAGCAAUUGGUUUUCAAUCUGCAUGUUCGAGUACCUAAAGGUAUAUGGACUCUAUUCAUUAUUCAUGCUGUACCAAGCAAUAAAGACCCAAGCUGAGAAAGGUCCUAUAGAUGCUGUGACAGGGGUUGCGUACUACACGCUGGAGGCUGAUAAACUCAUAGAUGAAGAGAUCGACUUUCAUUCUCUUAACAUCGAUGUUGUUGAUGAAGACGGCCAUACCUAUGUUCGAGUAAACGUUUUGAAUGUUGAUACCGUGAAGCAAGCCAAACAGAAGAUCCUAGAUUGCCUUUGGAUGAAGGGUUUCUGCCUGCUACCGAGGGAUGUUGAUGCAGUUGACCUUGUUUGGAUCGAAUCUCCUGAAAGCUAUACUUUGCUUCAGGAUGUUGACGACAUGUCUGAGACACAGAGCAAGGUCAUGUUCAAUACAAUGAAGAGCUACGGGAUUAGGAACGGAUCUCGUGUUGCACUGGUAGGUAAGAACCAGCUACCGAAAGCACCUGUCAAUGGCUACCAAGCUCUUGAUGUCAAAGAAUUAUCUUCGAACACAUAUGAAUCCUUGAUACCUGUAUCAGAUGAGAUGAAUCUUACAUCAGGACCAUCUCAACUGACUUUGAAUGCUGUCCAUUUGAAGAUUGAUGCUGAAGGGCCAACAAGGAAAGCAGUCAACCUGCCUGAUAACAUUAAAAGAAAGAGAGCAGAGCUUGAUCGGAAUCUUGCUAUCCCACACAUGCUUAAAAUGAAAGCAUCAAUAGGUCCAUACGUAGAUGGAGUCUUUGAGGUUAUGUUCAAGAAACCAUCCAGGAUCCCUCUACCUGUAAAGCAUCUCUUUGACACGUUUGAUGACCUUGCCGUCAAGUACACCGAUGGGAAAUCGUCCAAGGAAUGCGCGCAAAAUUGGAAAAUGAAUUGUUUGUCUCGCUUCUGGUGCCAAGUACUUACCAACCUACAAUCUUUGUUUGAUAUGCCAAGAUCAGAAACAGCUGAUCGAUGUGUCAUCGCUGUUGCUGAAGCCAUUGCAGAUGCAGCUAGGACUGCCACGCUGUCACAGAGUGAAUCAAACCAUCUACCCUACUACAAUGAACAUCCGCUACAGCGACAGAUGAUGUCUGACUACUGCUCCCUGAUAUCAAGCCAACCAAAGGUCAAGUCAAGACUCAAGUUAACAAGAGCCUGUUCAUCCAUCACAAAGGAGUUCAAAGGUCAUUUCAGUCAUCUUUCGAAUUUGCUGCACCUUUACAACCUCACCAAGGAUGACGUAGAGGGCCUCUUGAAUUAAAGUGCAUGAAAAGACCUUAAUUUCAUCCUUCAAGUACUAUCAUUAAGGCGCCAAUCAAAUUAACAUCCGCGAUCGGCACCACUAUGUGGAUGUUGGUAAUGGGAGGAUCUUAAGAAAUAGUUGUAUUAUAACUAGGACGACCCAAUCAUACCUUUUCCAAGUUCAAGCUUUUCGUGGUCUUAGUAACCAAAAUUUUAUUUCACUACUUGACAAAUAAAAUAACCCUUAUAGGCCAUACGAUUUAGAUUAAUACAUACCGUUAACAACAAGUGUGUAUUCUUCCAGUUUCUGCCUUGGGAUUAACAAUGAAAUUCAUUUGUUCUUUCUACUAAUGUCAUCAAGCAUCUAAGUAUUGGGAACUUCUCCCUGGCGUGACAUUAUUUAGGAAUAGGGGGUAGCUUAAAGAAUUACAAGAUAAAAGAUUCAUUUUGUCUAAUAAUUGUUAAAUAACUUGUACCAAACAAGAAUUUUCAUAGUAUUUAGUCAUGCCAUUUGUUGUUUGACCAGUGUAAAAUGUGAUUGUGUACAUGUAGAUGUAAAUGUAGAUGUAUGCCUGAAAUUUCCAUCUGUUUAUGUCUAGAAUUUGUAUUAUCCAUUUGCAUUUUAUGAUGCUUGUAUUUUGUAUUGUUUUAUGUUAUACAGGGCCCCCGCCGGCCCAAGUACAACAGUAUUUGACUACUGAUAGGGUGGUAAACUGCCAAUUCGUCUACUGCCAACUCGUCCUCUCAUCACAUAGUCUAAUUUCAUUUAGUCUAUAACCAUUCCGUGCAUAAAAAUUUCGUCUAAAAACCAUUUGGUCCAAUAAUAAUUUUAGUCCAAUAAUCACUUCGUCCAAUCACCAUAUUGUCUAUGACCAUUUCGUCUAGUAACCAGUUGGUCUAAUAACCCAUUUCCUUUGCAUUCAUGUCACCCAAGUAACACCAAGUCCAUUCAAACCAAAUGUUAUAUGGGCUACGUGGCUAUUGGACCAGCUGUUUAUUAGACGAAAUGACAAUUAGACCAUGUGCAUAGUGAACGAACUAAUGGUAGCCCAAAUGAUAGUAGAUGAGUUGGUAAUUGGACGAAUUGACAUCAGACCAAUUCGAAAUAAACCGAUAAGGAUACCUUGUUCAAAUGAUACGUAAAAGAUAAAUAAAUAAAUGAAUGAAUAACUAAAUAAUAAAAUUGUGGAAUCUCAUAAACUCUGCAAAUUAUCAACUUGUAUAAACAGCUACUUACUUAAGAGUACAUUAAAAACGAUAUAAUAAUAAUGGGGAUGAUGAUAAUAAUAAUG
Molecule: messenger RNA, 6893 nt
Organism: Lytechinus pictus (painted urchin)
Lineage: Eukaryota; Metazoa; Echinodermata; Echinoidea; Temnopleuroida; Toxopneustidae
Product: plexin-A4-like
Exons: 35
Coding region: 83-5620 (1845 amino acids)
Biological process (GO): regulation of cell migration; semaphorin-plexin signaling pathway involved in axon guidance
Cellular component (GO): plasma membrane; semaphorin receptor complex
Molecular function (GO): semaphorin receptor activity; protein binding
Source: RefSeq, a predicted model, not a curated record